This is a messenger RNA of Otolemur garnettii (small-eared galago), 2274 nucleotides long. It is a transcript of the gene ARL6IP1, whose product is annotated as ADP ribosylation factor like GTPase 6 interacting protein 1. The record is from RefSeq and is a predicted model, not a curated record. NCBI's taxonomy places the organism in Eukaryota, Metazoa, Chordata, Mammalia, Primates, Galagidae. The transcript has 6 exons. The coding region runs from base 75 to 686 and encodes 203 amino acids.
AUCGCCGUGAGUUCUUGGCGAGCAGGUGGAUUUGGAGGUUAGCUUACGCUCGCUCAGACGGCAUCUCAGGGACGAUGGCGGAGGGAGAUAAUCGUAGCACCAACUUGCUGGCUGCAGAGACUGCAAGUCUGGAAGAGCAGCUGCAAGGAUGGGGAGAAGUGAUGCUGAUGACAGAUAAAGUCCUCCGAUGGGAAAGAGCCUGGUUUCCACCUGCCAUCAUGGGUGUGGUUUCUUUGGUGUUUCUGAUUAUCUACUAUCUAGAUCCAUCUGUUCUGUCAGGUGUUUCCUGUUUUGUUAUGUUUCUGUGCUUGGCUGAUUACCUUGUUCCCAUUCUAGCGCCUAGAAUUUUUGGCUCCAAUAAAUGGACUACUGAACAGCAGCAAAGAUUCCAUGAAAUUUGCAGCAAUCUAGUAAAAUCUCGACGCAGAGCUGUGGGCUGGUGGAAACGCCUCUUCACACUAAAGGAAGAAAAGCCUAAAAUGUACUUCAUGACCAUGAUCAUUUCUCUUGCUGCGGUUGCUUGGGUGGGACAACAAGUACAUAACCUGCUUCUCACCUACCUGAUAGUGACUUUCUUACUGUUGCUUCCUGGACUUAACCAACAUGGAAUCAUCUCGAAGUACAUUGGAAUGGCCAAAAGGGAGAUAAACAAACUUCUCAAACAAAAAGAAAAGAAAAAUGAAUAAUCCAUCUGCUUUGUUCCGUGUGAUAAUGGGAUGUACAUUGUCCUUGGGAACAGUUUCUAUUAUACUGUCUGAAAACUAAAAUGUUACAGAAGUAGCUCUUUGCCUCUCCCUCAUUCUGCCCGUAGAUAAUAGAAAUUCAGACUCACGGUGUAUGGCUUUGUGCUAGCGUCUUCUUGUCCAGUAUAGUUGGGUACAUUCUCAUCCGUUGGGCUUACGUGGACAACUCAUUAGCAAGUAUGAGUUAUUUUGAUUUUUCUCACCCAAUGUUAAUUGAAUUCUUAAUUUUUUAGACAACUUCAUUUAGGAUAAUAUGGUGGUGGACUUUCCUUUAGUGUGGUUAAAGUGACCUUGGGUAAUCGGUGGAGCUGAUCUUUGCUUAAGUUAGAUACAGGGUAGUGGUCUGUGGCUACAGGAAGCUGGUUCUACUGUCUGCUUUCACAGUCUGCUUGAAAAACUGACUUCAGGACUAUAGAGACCAGGUUUACCACUUCUGAUGAAGAGACCAAUUACGAUUCAUUCCUCAUUCUGUUUCUUUGCUGUGAGAGAAGAAUCCCCAUGAUUCUUAUCCCCUAUUAAUAAUUCCAUGACCUAGCGUGGGUACGUCUCUGCUUUGUGCAAAACCUAACAAUUUGUAGGAAACAUUGGUCUUUUCUCCCAAAUGCUUAGAGCUCUUGUCCUCCUGCACUAAGACUUUAAGUUAGUAAAUCUGUGAAGGCUUUCUAAUAGCAGACUUUCAAAAGAUUCUAUUUAGCAUUUUUAGCAUACUUUAAAUUUAGCAUAAUACACAGUUGGUUAAGACUCAUAUCUAUGACCUUUACUCCAAGACCAUCCUCCAGGGAAGGCCAGGAAUCUUCUAUGUUUAGUUAAGAUUCAUUUCAGAAGGACAUAAUUUUAUCUGAUUAAUUUUUGAGACUAGAAUAUGCCUUUAAAGGUAAUCUUCAAAAUUCUCAUUUUAUUGUAAUUACCUGGCCGUUUCAGUCCCCAUAGGUUUGGCGUAGGAGAUAGUGACUACACUGGUGUCUGACUUUUGUCCUAGAUAUUUCUCUGAAAACUGCAAGGGCUGUUGGUAAGAGCAGACUUGAGGUAAUGAUAGUUGGCCUCUGGUCUACUUAGAUUUUGUAACUCCUUGGGAAGCUUAUAAUCACUCUUUCCUUCUCAGUAGCUAGAAAUUUAGAGUAGUUGAAAUCUGUAGGAAUGAACCUCUGAGGGCCAAAAAAUGUGACAUUUUGGGGAACAAGUCUUAAACUGAUUAGCUGUGAUAUAGUUUUGUGAAUGUAUUGCACUGAUGCUGUAAAAUCUGUACCUUGUGGAAUACCUGUCCCUUUACAUGUUAUUACCUCCCCUUCCAAUACUGCUGUAAGUGGUAGUACCCAUUGUAGCAUAUGUUUGAUUUUUUUUUUUAAUGUUUCAUGUGAAAACUACCUUAACUUUACAUUUGUUUCCUCAUUGUAAAUAAGCCCAUCUUCCUAUGCAUAUUUUUUUGUGUAUACGUGUUCUACUAAUUCUUCUACUUUGGCAGUUUUAAUCCUGUAUUAUUUCUUCUACUUUGGUUUGUGUAAAAGGGGAAAAUAAAAAAACCUGGAAUUUU